CUCUCGAGUUAACCAUUCAUAGACGUAACUCAUAGCAUAUCCCGUGAAGUUCUUUUCUCUACUGUUCUCUUCCCUUUUCUUCUCUUGUCUUCUACUUAAACUCCUCAUACUUAGCUUAUUUUUGCCAUAAGUAAUUAUUUUGAGCCAUCUUCUUUUGCAUGAAUGUUAUAGUUCUGAUAGAAACUUUUAAGUCAAUGAAUAACACGGUGACUCCGAGGAUGAAGAUCAUGUUCAACUUAGUUUAUGACAGAGGUUGAAAAAUCAUCGUUUUUGUCUGUGUUUUUUCAAUUUCUUCUCUUUUUUGUGACUUGUUUUCUUCUUGUCGUAAAAAAAAAUGGAUUUGGGUAAAGGAAAAGUUAAGAAAGGAUUGAUGAUCAAAACAUGGGAGAGGUGCAAAUCCUUCAGUGGGCUUGGAAGAAAAAACUCUUCUGGAAUUGGGCAUGCUCUUAAGAUGAAGAGCAAAUCAUGGCCUCAUGGCCUAAUAGGCCGCGCUGCCACCUCCGAUGAAAACCGAGGAAAAAAAUGUAAAGUGGCGCCGGAAGGUUGUUUCUCAAUCUAUGUGGGACCUCAAAAACAAAGGUUUGUAAUCAAGACUGAAUGUGUUAAUCAUCCUCUCUUCAAAACCUUACUUGAAGAGGCUGAAUCGGAAUAUGGAUAUAGUACUGAUGGCCCUCUUAUGCUGCCAUGUGAUGUUCAUAUUUUUGUAAAAGUGCUGGUGGAGAUGGAAUAUCCCGACGAGAUUAGCAGUCUGCAGGGAUGCAACUUUGGUCGGAGUCACAGCUCUUACCAACUCCUCACGCCACCGCGAAUUGUGGCGAUGAAUAAAUUUUAAUGUUUUUUGGCGCAAGUUGUAAAUGCCGUUUGUAAGAUCUUAAUCAUGUGUUCUUUUUAGAUGUAUUAUAAGCGUUUUCCAACCAGAGAUAAUGUUAGAGCAAUUGAGUAUCUGGUUUAUGUCAAAUUGAAGAUGGAUGGAAAAUUUCAUGCU
Messenger RNA from Olea europaea var. sylvestris, 985 nucleotides. Its product is annotated as auxin-responsive protein SAUR40-like. Gene Ontology annotation, biological process: response to auxin. The coding region runs from base 335 to 832 and encodes 165 amino acids. The record is from RefSeq and is a predicted model, not a curated record. The transcript has a single exon. NCBI's taxonomy places the organism in Eukaryota, Viridiplantae, Streptophyta, Magnoliopsida, Lamiales, Oleaceae.